Messenger RNA from Pleurotus ostreatus (oyster mushroom), 6591 nucleotides. RefSeq lists its product as uncharacterized. The record is from RefSeq and is a predicted model, not a curated record. Bases 1 to 6591 code for a protein of 2196 amino acids. NCBI's taxonomy places the organism in Eukaryota, Fungi, Basidiomycota, Agaricomycetes, Agaricales, Pleurotaceae. The transcript is spliced from 10 exons. Gene Ontology annotation, molecular function: ATP binding; methyltransferase activity; ATP-dependent chromatin remodeler activity.
AUGGCGAAGGCAAAGCCCGUGAAAUCCGGCUCUCAGAAGGCCAUUAACUCGUUCUUCAUUUCGAAAUCCGCCCCCAAAAAGCCCAGAGAACCUAAAGAGGAGGAACCUCAAGAAGAAGACGCUUCAGUCCACUCAGAUGAUGCUUCCGAGGCACAAGACGCGUCCGAUGUCGAGAUGGACGAACCCGAGACGAAACAAAAAAGCACUAAAAUUGCAGCUGCAGAGUCUUCCUCUAAGCUCCCUCCUAUAUCGAGCAUUCCUCUCAUGUUCGACGACCUCGUGAGCCAUAUCCCGGAAAUAAAGGAUGUAGCGAUUCAGAUCGCAGGUCGAAAACUACGCGUCGCAACUAUGUGUUCCGGCACAGAAUCUCCUCUUCUGGCCCUCGAAAUGAUCACAAGCUCCAUACGAGAGCAAUACGACGUCAAUGUCCAGAUACAACACGUGUUUUCGUGCGAGAUUGAGCCUUUCAAGCAGGCGUACAUUGAACGCAACUUCCAACCACCCCUUCUCUUUCGCGAUGUCUGUGAGCUGGGCGAGGACGAGGCGCACACUGCUUAUGGGUCAUUGGCUCCAGUUCCCGGCGACGUGGAUAUGCUGAUCGCAGGCACUUCAUGUGUCGAUUACUCAAAUCUCAAUAACGAAAAGCAGGACAUAGAUGCCAACGGCGAGUCUGGACGAACAUUCCGUGGCAUGAUGUCGUGGGUUAAAAGGCAUCGACCGCCCAUCGUCAUCCUUGAGAACGUUUGUUCCGCGCCAUGGACCAAAGUUAAAGAGUAUUUCGAAGAGAUCGACUAUAGUGCGGAGUUCAGUCGAACGGACACCAAGUUCUACUACGUGCCUCAUACUCGUACCCGAGUUUACCUUUUGGCCGUGAAUAAGCGCGGUUCCAGCAUCCCCGCAACGUGGAAAGACUGGGUCGUCAACAAGUUGAAGCGUCCUGCAACCUCUUCUCUCGACGCCCAUUUGCUGCCUGCUGACGAUCCUCGUAUACAUCAAGCGCGCCAGAAACUCGUUAGCGAGAGUGCACAUGCUCUAGACCGCCGUGUAGGUCGAACGGAUUGGAGCCGAUGUGAGUCUCGUCAUCAAAGAGCGAGGUUAGAGGAGCAACUUGGGGAUAAGCGUCCGUUGACCAGUUGGGACGAUGGUGGUUAUUGCAAGCUUUCCGUGGAUGGCUGGGGUGAUUGGGCCACAGGUCAGGUUGAGCGUGUAUGGGACUUGAUGGACAUCAGUCUUCUGCGUUCAGCUAAGCAAGGUAUUGACCCCGCGUAUAAAACGUUGGUAUGGAACCUGUCGCAAAAUGUAGACCGAACUAUUGGUUCUAGCAAACCAGGCAUAUGCCCUUGCCUCACCCCAUCCAUGAUCCCGUACAUCACCAACCGCGGCGGCCCCAUGGUCGGUAUUGAGGCGCUUGGAAUGCAGGGGCUUCCCGUCGACAAAUUGUUGUUGACGCGAGAAAGCGAAGAUCAGUUGGCAGAUCUUGCUGGUAAUGCGAUGUCUACAACCGUAGUUGGGGCAUGCAUGCUCGCUGCACUGGUAUCGGCCAAGAAGCUUCUCAAAGCUGGAGACGAUUCUCGCAGUUACGAAUCCAAGGCUGGCUUGAUGGAAGACGUCGCUGAAGAGGAGGAGAUGGUUGUCGACACAAUUAACGAAGACAUCGCUCCUGUGGACAAGCGAAUCGUCGGGGAAGAUGAAUUAGAUGAACGACCAUUGGACCUUUCCGUUACUGGGAAGCUAGCCUGGUCCCAACUAUUACUGGAUGCGAUGAGAAGCUCCCGUCUAUGUUACUGCGAAGGCCGGGUAGAUAUGACGACUCAACCUCUCUUUCGUUGCGUUGAUUGCCAGACGUCGUUCUGCAAGAAGUGCGGAGGGCGUCCAGAACAUAAUCCGGAACUCGCCAACGUUGGGGCUCAGCUGCGUCUCCCACCAUCCGAUUUUGCAAGGGAGCUCAAGUCCACCCUCCCUAUGUCUAUCACUCUCCGUGGCGUCACGAUGGAGGUACUCAAUGAUCUUAGGGAUAAUUGCAAGGCACUCGUCCCGGAGAAGCGCUGGACAAAGUGGGCCGACGCCGUGCUUCGCGCUUCAACCCAGCAACUCCGUUUUGUUGAGCCCAAACGCCAGGAGAUCUGGUCGGCGGUGUACGAUUCGUCAGAUGCCCUGCUCGAGCUCCUCAUGCACCCCCAGCAACCCGAAUGGCUGCUAUACGCCAAGCCCAAAGCAGAUGAAGCGGCGGACGCCGACAUACGGACGAUCUUGCGACACCCUGUAGGCAGGCUUCAAUGCAAAGGAGGACUAUUUGAUGGAGAAUGGCAAUUUGCUUUCCCUCAUGACUUCUCCGUCCCAAUCACCAUCACGGGCGAGGGUGACCUGGUUCCAUCGUGGGAGCAACGUUUGGGCCUACAGGGUGACGAAUUCAAAGAUCGCAAAGUCUUCUCGAAGCUCGUUAUUGACGUCCCAGAGGAGCUUGCAGAGCACAUGGACCGUAAUAUUGCGGGGACAUAUAAACUGCUCGAGAGAUGUGGUACCGCGAAUGGCGCCUUGCAUCGCAAAGAGUCAGCUGAGGAGUCCAGUUUGCCACCAUUAUUUAUGUUGCUGGAUCCUCAUAGAACCGACGACACGCAGGAUUCAUUCGUCUUCUCCACUAGCAUGAGGCGCUACGAAUAUGGCGAAACUCGACCCAUUGUUUGCAAGCUUGCUCAUACUUGGAGACAGUCCUCAAAAGCGGGCGCGCAGAAAGUUGAUUGUAUUCUGCCGAGCCAAUGGAUCGCCUCUAAGGUAGUCAAGUUAGAGCCUUUCGCCUUGGAGGGUGCUCGCUUCUCCAUGCCGAACAAGGCACUCGAUAUUGCCUUGGAUUUGGACGCUUGCCGUAGUGCAAUGGCUUUCCUCGUCUGUCGAGUACCAUUUGGAUCUGACGCCGGACCUGAAUGGCCACGAGGUACAUGGAGAGAGGUGGAUAGAAUCAACGAGCGGAGCAUCUUCCGAAGCCUGGCAUGGCUACUGGAGCGUAUUUGCCAUGACGAUCAGUCUUUCACGUCAUGGCAAACAAUCGACCAUUCGGACAUAUGCGAGAGCUGCGAACGAUGCGCUCCGAGUGCGCCGAAGCUUAAAUGGAUGACUGUUAAGCGGAAGUCGGUUGCGGUAGAAAACACCAUCCAGGCCGGGGAAUAUGAACGAAGGCUCAAGCGGCGGCCCAGUCCUUUCGUCACCCAGUUAAUGCUGAAUGAGGAUGGAGUAGGUACCGUCAAGAUUGGUCUCAACGUCCCUACGCUUCUCCAUAGGGCUGUGCCACGCCUCCCCAACGUCCAUCCUGAUAGCCAAGUCACACUCUCGUGGCGACUUGAUACGAAUUUCACUCCUUCCGUCCAUAUUGACCUACCCAAGUUCGUACUACGCAGUAACAAGCAGGACAAGAAACAUGCCCAGCCGCCGCACUUCAAACUCAAGCUUCGAGUAGAACAACUCCGGUCUCUUGAAUGGAUGGUCGCUCAAGAAGCAAAGACUGCGCCACCGUUUAUUGAGGAGGAGAUAUCAGAGGCAAUGCUUGACGCUUUAGGAUGGAGAGCGGAGGGACGGGUUCAGCGGAGCGUUAAGAUUCGUGGCGGCGUUCUGGCUGAUCAAGUAGGGUACGGAAAGACCGCCAUUACACUAGCCCUCAUCGACGUAAUGGCAAACGAAGUCGAAGAGGAAAUGAGCAAAGUAGACGAUCUACCCGGAAAGAUCCACACCAAGGCCAGCCUUAUCGUCGUCCCGCCACAUCUGACAAGACAAUGGGCUUCUGAGGCAAAGAAAUUCGCGGGCAAACACUUCAAGGUCGAAGUUAUCACCACCGCAUCGAAUCUCAACUCCCUUACGAUCGAGGACGUGCAAAACGCUGAUUUAGUUGUCGUCGCGUCCAAUCUGUUCAAGAGUAACGUGUACUUGGAUAAUCUACAAGAACUAUCAGCCGGGGGAGAUUUACCUGCACGAGAGGGACGACAUUUCAAUGCUGGCGUGGACGUAAGUUUAGCUUCGCUUCGAAAGCAAGUCGACCGCCUGCGAGACGAAGGUUCCGCAGCCGUCCUCAAGGAAAUUAAAGACGCCCACCAUCGUGCGGAGGUAGAGGCAGCGGCAGAGCUCAAGGCGCUUCAGUCUAAACGACUCAAAGGCAAGUCGUACCGUGAGGCAGUGGAUGCGCAGAAGAAACCAAAGCCCACGCCGAUCGAGCCCAAAGCGCAAGCCCCGAAGCCAAAACGCGAUGUGUGGCCAGAGGACCUUGUUGAGGUGGUCAUUCCCAUUGCGAGGUCAGACGCUUCCUCCGUUCCUCCUUCGUCCGCUCCUCCCUCUGCUACGGAGGAUUCUGAGGAGGAGUCCGAUGUUCCCCGGAAGCGUGUACGAACCAGGACGUCUGCCCCAAUCAUGGUUCUGUCCGAAUCGGAGAGUGAUGAAGAGGAAAUUGUGAAGCCCAAGAAGGCUGUCAAGCCUGCUGCUUCACGGAUUCGAAAGAAACCGGUUGAAGAAUCCGACUACGAGCACACUUCCGAUGCUGAGCCGUCCUCCUCCGAAGAAAGCGACUUCGUUGUCAAUGAUUCGUCUGAUGACGAUUCGAAGAGCAAGGCGAAAUCCAAGUCGAAGCCCAAGUCGAAGCCCAAACCAAAACCCAAGGUCGUACGCAAGGCCACUUCAAGCAAUACGUCUGGUGCCAGUUCGACAGAGGCGGAGACUGACGACAUGGACGUCGAUGACGCUCCGUCUAAGAAGAAGAAGGUAGCGACGAAGAAACGCAAGGCUGACGAUGACGACGGGAGACCGACGAAGAAGCAACGGCGACAAGACUCGGACCCUUGGAAAUUGGGCUCCGCUGCGAAGAAGGAUUGGACGCAAAUGCGUGCACCACCUAUGGAGAUGUUCCAAUUCGCACGGGUUGUUGUUGAUGAAUACACGUACUUGGAUGGGAAAGUCCAUUCGUUAGUUACGAGGCUUACGGGCAACCGUCGUUGGGUUCUUUCUGGUACCCCGCCUAUCCACGAUUUCACUGCUGUCAAAUCUAUUGCAGCUUUCCUUGAUCUGCAUCUGGGUGUGGACGAUGACGGUGAAGGACAAUCUGCAGAAGUGAGGAAGCGCAGAAGAGAACAAACUGCGGUGGAAAAAUUCCAUUCUUUCCGCGAGGUGCAUAGCUUGGAGUGGCAUGCUCAUAGACACCAAGUAGGACAGGCUUUCCUUGAUCAGUUUGUCCGACAGAACAUCGCUGAGAUCGACGAAAUCCCAUGGGUUGAGGACAUUCGCAAAGUGACGCAGACCGCCUCGGAAUACGCGAUAUAUCUUGAACUAGAGCACUACCUACAAGCGCUGGAGAUGACUAUGAAGAAAACUCGCAAGAGCGAGAGCGAUCGUGACAAGCGCCUUCUAAAGGCCCUGGGAGAGAGCAAGACCGCGGAAGAGGCGUUGCUCAAAUGUUGCUCGUAUUUCGAUUUGCAGACGGAUCAAGAAAACUCCAUGAAGGCCUGCGACGUUAUUGUGAAGGAACGCAAGAAGCAGUUGCAAGAAUGUAUGGCCGAGCUCUUGCAGUGCCUCAAACAGGCUGUCGCUCGGGAGAAGGAUCUAGUCGAAAAAGGCGACGUUGCCAAGGAAUCUCUGUUUCAUGAGUACGUCCGUGUCACCCGUGGCGGAGACGAUGCUGUUGGCGACAAAGAGGCCCGGGAGAUGAUCGUCGAUCUACUGGACAAAGCUGGCGCCAAAGUUACCAGCCGCAAGGGCAAGAAGGACGACUCGCAACUCAGCGAGAAGAUGAAAGAGAAGGUCUGGGAGCACCGCGAGAAAACACAUGAAAUCCGUCGGUUAGGCAAGGAGUUGGUUGGACGUGUGCGGUCGCUGCGAUACUUCAAUGUGGUUCGCGAUUUCCAAAAGCAGUCAGACACUCCUCCGGAUGUGAGUUGCCCCAGAUGCGAACGAGAGAAUCUGCCCGUGGAGGAGAUUUCGGUGUUGUCGUCUUGUGGGCAUACGGGGUGCACAGCAUGCGUGAAGCAAUGGGCGGCGAAGGAGGAGUGCGUUUACGCAAAGUCUGGCGCCUGCAAGUCGGCCGCAAGAGACUACAAUAUCAUCGCUGUCAAAGAUCUAGGCGUAGACGAUAAAGAACGAGAGGGUAAAGGUCGUCACUAUGGCAUGAAGCUAGAAAAGAUCGUUAAUAUGAUCAAGAAAGAUAUCCCGAAGGAUGAGCGUGUUCUUCUCUUCGUUCAGUUCCCCGAUUUGAUGAAGAAAGUCGCGGAAGCUUUGGGCGACCACAAGAUCAAGUAUCUCGAAAUCAAGGGAACGGCUCAUCAGAAGAGCAAGAACUUGGAGAAAUUCCAGAACGACAGCGAGGAACGCGUGCUUCUUCUCAACGUCAUGGACGAGAGCGCAAGUGGAGCAAACUUGACAUCUGCCAACCAUGCGAUAUUCAUGUCGCCGUUGCUGGCACCGACGAAGGAGAUCUACCAGAUGUGCGAGACGCAAGCGAUUGGGCGUUUGGUACGGUUCGGGCAAACGAAACUCGUACAUGUCUAUCGGUUCCUUGCCGAAAAGACCAUUGAUGAGAGGAUCUAUGAGGAGAGGAAGGACGUUAUGAUGCAUGAUCAUUAA